Molecule: messenger RNA, 2526 nt
Organism: Neohortaea acidophila
Lineage: Eukaryota; Fungi; Ascomycota; Dothideomycetes; Mycosphaerellales; Teratosphaeriaceae
Exons: 2
Coding region: 132-2432 (766 amino acids)
Biological process (GO): vesicle-mediated transport
Cellular component (GO): endocytic vesicle; cytosol
Molecular function (GO): guanyl-nucleotide exchange factor activity; ubiquitin binding; small GTPase binding
Source: RefSeq, a predicted model, not a curated record
UGAGAUGACGACUUAGCCCCCUUGUUGCUCCCCUCGAAUACACUUUCAACACUUCGACCUCUAGACGUCUGCGAAGAAAGGGUCCGGCAUGCAGGAUAUUGCAUGUAGAGUACACCGAAACCGUAUUGUCUAUGUCAGAUCCAGGCGACCACCAACAGCAGCCUAUCGCACACGAUGAAGCGAAUACUACGAGCCAGUCUUUAGCCGGGGAGGAGCCCGGUCGCGAGCAUGGCGUCGCUGAACCUAAACAAGACGCUUCUCGAGAAGUGACAGACAUGAGUGGGCAAGAAAGCGAUCGGGAAGAUGAGCACUCGGGCUCAAGAGCACAGGAGAUUGAGAGGGAGGCGAGCGAGCACCUCGCACGCAGGGCUGCAGGACUGGGAAUAAAAACGGACGAGAUGUCAUCGAAUAGCUCUGGGAAGGCAGAUGGUGGAAAGACGGAACUCCCAGCGUCACCACCACCGCCUCCUGUGCCCACAAAGGAUGCGUCUGAGCCCAAACAAUCGGCGCAAACCGAGGAAUACGACGAGAAACACCCCGUGCAGAGUGAAGAGACUCCGAUGGACGUUCCAGAAGCUCCGCAGGGAGCCACAGAGGGGAUGGGCCUGGAAAUACAGAACAUCAUGGACCAGUUUCAAGAGGGAAAUGCGCCAGGCGAAGAAGAGAUCAUGUCUCCACUGCUCGAGAAGCAACAACCCAUCUUCGUCUUGCCACCACGAACGUCAAGUCUCGAGAAUCGCGAUCAGCAUUCGUUAAGCCCACAAACGACCGGAGGUAGCAUGCAGAGUCCAUCUUUUGCAUCUCCAGCAUCGGGCAAGCCGCCAUCCGUCUCGGGCGCAAGUCUCAGCAAAGUCAAGUCAGAGGACAGCGAGUCCAUUAUGAGUGCUAAAGCCGGCUCAAUCUUCCAACCCCCUCCACCAUCGCCAGACCCUGAGCCCACCCUACCUUUCGACUUUCACCGCUUCCUGGAACAACUCAGACAUCGAACGGCCGACCCGGUGGCACGCUUCCUGCGCUCAUUCCUCAACGAGUUUGGAAAGAAGCAAUGGAUGGUGCACGAGCAGGUCAAGCUCAUCUCUGACUUUCUGCAGUUCAUCGCGAAGCGAAUGGCGCAGUGCGAAGUCUGGCGCACCGUCUCGAAUGCCGAGUUCGACCAUGCGCGAGAAGGCAUGGAGAAGCUGGUGAUGAACAGGCUGUAUUCGCAGACAUUUUCUCCCGCCAUACCAGCAGCGUCUGGAAGUUCGCCGCGCAAGUCGGGAAAGACAGGAAGGUUACAGGCGGAUGCUGCGACGCCACACGGUUCUGGACGGCGAGGUCAACAUCAAGAGGAUGUGGAACGAGACGAGGUGAUUGCGCAGAAACUGCGGAUCUACGGCUGGAUACAGGAAGAGCACCUCGACAUCAAGCCCAUCACUGAAAAAGGCCGCAAAUUCCUAACCCUUGCCCAGCAAGAGCUGCUCAAGCUCAACACAUAUCGAGCGCCGAGGGACAAAGUCAUCUGCGUGCUCAACUGCUGCAAAGUGAUUUUUGGCUUUUUGAAGAACUCACGAGGCGAUCAGUCAGCAGACGCUUUUGUGCCUCUGCUCAUCUACACCGUGCUACGAGCGAGUCCGGAGCAUUUGGCGAGCAAUGUGCAGUACAUCUGGCGCUUUCGGAAUCAAGACAAACUAGGUGGCGAGGCUGGGUACUACUUGUCUUCCCUAAUGGGAGUGGUAUCAUUCAUUGAGAACCUGGACCGGACCAAUCUCACCAUCACGGACGAAGAGUUCGAGAGGAAUGUCGAGGAGGCUGUGAGUGCGAUAGCGCAAGAGAACAAGGCCGAAGAGUACGAGGAGAAGACGCAUACCGCCGCCGCGGCGCCGGCGGCUCCUCUGCAGCGCCUCAAUGAGAAGAGCGCGCCGAGCCGGCCUGAGGUGACGCAGAGGAACAGCCUGGACGGCGAACGAUCGAGUCCGAGAAGAAGUCAUAGUCGGGAAAAGAGCCAGCUUAGCGCGGCGGAGAGCAGCGAUGACUUCGACGAUGCUGUGACGGGCUUGCUCCGGACGAUUCAGAAGCCGCUGAGUAGCAUCGGGCGGAUCUUCUCCGACGACACAACAACGACUCAGCAAGGCAGCUCCUUGCGAGCAACGAGUACGUCGCGAAAACCGAGUCCGGCGCCACCUGACGGACGGAGGACUGCGAGUCCGAAUGGGGCUUUUGCAGCAGGUCAGUCUCCGCCCGGACAGAACGCAACAGCAGAAGCGGUGGCAAAGCAAGCGAGCGUGGAGACGGCGCAGGCUCAAAGGGUGCGGGUCAGGGAGAACCGAGUGGUUGCGGAGACGCUGCAGAGCAUGUUUCCCAAUCUCGACAAAGAGGUGAUUGAUGAUGUGGUGCGGGCGCAGGAGGGCAACGUUGGGCGGGCUGUGGAUGCAUGUUUGGCUUUGAGCGGGUGAGAUCAUGAAUUAUAGAGCUGUAAUAGAUUGCUCUGUCCAUAUGAAGACCAUAAGAUCACGCGAAAAAUGUAUUGCGGUCAAAGGGUUGCAGUCU